Messenger RNA from Orbicella faveolata, 3307 nucleotides. RefSeq lists its product as uncharacterized. The record is from RefSeq and is a predicted model, not a curated record. NCBI's taxonomy places the organism in Eukaryota, Metazoa, Cnidaria, Anthozoa, Scleractinia, Merulinidae.
UGACGUAAAAAACUGACGUCAAUUUGUUAAAUAUAGUUUUGUAUGUUUUUAAGAAAAUAACGUACGAAUGACAUGUUUUGCGUAAUGCAAUCAGGGUACCAACCCCACCCAGUCUCCCUUCCCGCGAGGCUAAUUGUUUAAUUGAAAUUAUUUAAUUAAACAAUCAUUAAAGUUUACACCUUAUGACGUUAGUGCAUUAGCGAACAGCAGCCCCCUGAACUAUCCCAAUAGUGCACUCUGCACUAAAAAUGAGAUGAAAAAUUGCCGUUUCUGACGAGAACCUUUGUGAGCAAGCAUCGCUAACAAAAUACUAUAUUUUAUCUUCUCCUGGUUUUAAAUGCCUCGCGUAGUCUAAUAUCCGUUUUAUUUAAGCACUUUCUUUUUCUAUUUUUGUAUUUGGUAAAAUAACGCGUGAUUUAUGCUCCGGUCAAAUUCUGUGGUACCAAAAGUGACAGUUUUUCUAUCGACAGAGCUCAGGAGCUCAGCCUCUUUGUUAAUCAGCUAUUCAGUGAGUUGUGUAAUUGUUCUCAAACAUUUCGACUGUCAGCGGCGCACGAAAGCCCAAGGAAAACCACUUUUCUCAAAGGAGUCAGUGUUUAAUUUGAAGACGUCGAAAAGACAGCAGCAAAUUAAUCGUUUUUUCGGACCGCUAGCACGUACGUCAUCAGGAAGGUAAGCGUUAUUGUAAAUACGUAAGUGUAUUCCUUGUUUACAUAGCUCAAUACAGAGAUGAUUUCAAAGAUAUUAAACUGCCAACAAUCAUCCCUCAAAACCCUGGAAAUUACGUUUCCGAGAACCUAACUAAGUCUCCGGGGGAGUGGUGAAGCACGCCUCGGGCCCCUUAGAAGACUUCCCCUUCGGCGGACAAUUCCCCCAACCCCCCUUCACCAAAUCCUGGAUCCGCCCCAGCUGUCCUUGUCUUGAUGACAAGAUGAUAACAAGAUGACAACGUGUUUUAUUCAAGAUGAUGAAAAUAAAAUACAAGACAAAGCACAUAUUGCAAAGGAAACCUAGAAGUCGACUUAUGGCGUUUCUCUAAAUAAAAGGAUAAAACAGAUAUAAACUAUGUACAAUGAAAAUAUAUAAAUAGAAUAUUAAUAGUCUUGAAGCAGUCAGAGCUUCCCUAUCGUGUGUUUAGCAACCAAGUCUGUUCCUAAGAGAGGUUUUUUCGUUACGUACAAGAAACACUCGGAUAGUUGGGCCCAAACCUCUAGUCUGAAUUUCAGCCGUGUCUUCCCUUUACGUAUCCAUCCAUAGACUUUUCAUGGAGUCCACUCCAUUCGUAACUUUUUGCGGUGGAAUCAGUUCCAGUCCCGGGAUCAUUUGCAACAGAAUUUGGGGAUCAUUAGCAGGCCGGGAUCAUUUGCGGGCCUGUAGAUCUGUUUAGACUUUUUGACACCCUCUAGCCUUGGUCACAGAUUGCUACGAUUUCAAACUUUGUUUGUUUGUAACUGUUGCUGCGGAUACACAUAAAUCUUUGCACCCUCAGGAGCCAGGGGCCCAGGAAGGAAUCGUGGGAAUUCUGACAAUGAGUAUUACAAAGAACCGAACUGAAGUCUUUACUCUUUGACAUUCACGGUUCAUGCAGCCGUCAGAUAUUUUUUUUAGGAUUACACGAGAGCUUUUCAAGGACAAUUGAACAAUAUUCAAGCGCUUGUCUCCUUCAGAAUCUUAUGUAAAAUUUGUUCAGGUAGGGAAGUACACACUUCGCGUUUCUACAUGCUACCCAAGAAGCGCUUCUCGCACCGAACAAUCCUGGGCGUCCUACUGUGUCUGCAUGUUGUUGUCCUAGAGAGAACAUCGCAGCAUACUUCGAUGAAGUAAUGGCUCCUUUAGUUGGAUUCCUUCCCACCUACGUAAAGGAUACCAACGAUGCUCUCAGAAUCUUUGACACCUUUAGAUUUGACGGCUCCGAUAAGAACCCCCGCUUCCUGUUCACAAUGGACUUAAAAUCACUCUACACUGUGAUUCCCAGCAAUGGUGGAUUACAAGCUCUCUCCCAUUUCUUCGACCAGCGAGCCCACAAAGAACCACCGACCCACACCCUUACACGACUGGCUGAGUUUGUCCUCACUUUAAACGCCUUUUCGUUCAGUGGGGAAUACUAUCACCGGGCCAUGGAGAGCAAGAUGGGUCCUAGUUACGCUUGUCUGUACGUGGGAUGUUUUGAAGAGCAGAUUCGCGCGCGUUAUACUGGCUUCGUCCCACAGCAGCUCAGGCGUUACAUUGAUGACGUUGUUGGGCGCGCACAGUGCAGUCGCCACGAUUUAGAGCAGUGCAUCAAUUACGUAUCUAACUUCCACCCGGCUCUCCAGUUCACAUCUACCAUCAGUGAACUGGAAUUGCCGUUUCUCGAUAUCAAAUUGAGUAUUAACGGCGACAAGUUACAGACAUCGGUGCACUACGAGGAAACGGACACGCAUAACUAUCUCCAUUACUCGUCACUCCAUCCUGAUCACUGCAAGGGGGCAAUUCCCUACAGUCAGUUUCUUCGACUCCGUAGGAUCUGCUCUGAUGAUACUGAUUUCGUGAACAGAGCUACAGAGAUGAAGGAAUACUUCCGGGCGCGUGGUUACCCUGAUAAACUUGUCAACAACGAUCUCAAAAAGGUCUCAACCGCGCGCUCCACGCUUCUCACACCAACAAGCCACAAUGAAAGCACAAGUAACAAAGUCCCGUUGGUAUUAACGUAUAAUCCAUUCAACGUCGGCCCCAGACGGAUCUUGCUUGACAAUUUCAACAUCUUGUCCUCCGAUCCCGAGGCACGUAGGGUUUUCCCCGAACCUCCGCUGGUAUCAUAUCGGCGUGAGCGACACCUCGGUAAUAUCCUCGUGCACUCCGCUGAUGCCUCGCCGUCUCCCACUGAUGCUGGUUCAUUGCCCUGCCGACGGCCUCGAUACCAGACGUGCAAGCACAUAGCUUCUCAGACUUUUCUACAAGGCCCAAAGAGCGCACAUAACAUCCGUGACCACUUCACCUGUCAGUCUGAGAAUGUUGUGUAUUGCAUUUCUUGUAGUCGCUGCAAUUGCCUAUACAUCGGAGAGACUGGAGGGCGACUAAGGGAACGUUUCAGCGAGCACCUCCGCAGCAUUCGAAACCGAUCGUGCGGGUUUCCCGUAGCUGAACAUUUCAACUCCACCUCCCACUCUCUGGAUGACAUCAUGGUCUGUGGCUUGAAACAGUGCUCUGGCAGUAACAUCAGCCGCAAGCAGCACGAAAUGAAAUUAGUCUUCAAGCUGGGCACGCUUCGACCGAACGGACGGAACGUUAACUUUAAUUUCUUGUGAAUGUGGGUCUAGCGCAACAC